CCUUUGAAAGUGUUCAAUUUGGUCCACUCUGUACAUGGGUAAAUUAUAGAGCUGCUGUAAUGUAAUUGAAAUGAGGUAAAAUAAUAUACGUAUAUAAUAAUAUACGUAUUGUUCUUCGACAAUAUGGGGGUAGACUUGAAACACUCGUCUCAUGGAUUAGAUUUUCUCACCAAUUUUUUCGGAAAUAUAAUCGACUUGUUUGUCAAAUUUCAGCUGACGAUCAACGAUGAGCCCCAAAGAUUUAAUCUCUUGCACCACCUCCAACCGUUGGUCGUUAAUUUGUAUAUGUAGUCCCAAAUAUACGAUAGAACAAGUUAUUUUUCAUAAACAUUCAUGAAGCUGAUUGCUAACUGUUUCAACAAAAUGUUAACGAGGUCAGUUCUAGUUAAUUAAGAGAUCAGAAUGUCGACUGCAAAACAUAUGUAUCCUGCAUUCAGAUAAUGCAUUGUGGAGCACCAUAGCUGUUAAAUUGGAAUCUGAUUCUGUUUUUCAAUUUUUUUCUUCGGAAUCUAUCUUUUGGAUAACAAACAUUCCAAAACUACCCAAAGGAAAAGUUGGAGUGAGCUGAUGAUGGAAAACAAGGAAACAGAAAAGAAUGUUUCAUACGGAACAAUUUUUCAAAUAUAUACCUCAUUCAUAGUUGGUCUACUAGCGAUAACAGAUGGCAUGGCGUAUGGUUGGACAUCCCCCAUGAUUCCCUACCUGACAAGCGAUAAGAGCCACUUAAAAAUGAGUCUACACGAAGCAGAGUGGAUGGAAACUUGGAUGAUGAUAGGCGUUAUUUUUGCUUUACCCAUCACAGUGCAGGCAGUGGAUAGAAUAGGACGAAGAAACACCAUUUUGUUCUCUUGUAUCAUUCUAGUGGCAUGCUGGAUAGGAAUAACAAUUGCGAGUAGAGUCGAGUAUAUCUACGCGGCUAGAUUCCUCAAAGGUGUUGGACUAAACAUGGCUUAUGUUGCUGCACCCAUGUACCUAGGAGAAAUCGCACACAAAAAUAUUCGGGGGCUGAUGUCUGGUAUUGUUUUCACGUUAAUGAUGGUUGGAACUCUGUUAAUCUACAUUUUGGGGCCUCUUGUACCUUAUUAUGUACCUUCAAUUAUAGCUUCUGUUCUGCUUUCAACGCAAGUCUUUGCAUUCUUCUUCUUGCCAGAAUCUCCGUACUAUCUACUCAAUAUCAAAAAGUAUGAGGAAGCUAAGAACGCUCUGCAGAGAUUCAGAGGCAACUCUGAUAUCGAAGAGGAAUUUGAGGAAAUCGUCAAGACAAUGGAAAGCGACAAGCAAGAAAAAUCCAGUUCUCUGAAAGCAAUAUUCCAAGUGAAACAUAAUAGGAAAUCUCUCAUAAUUGUUCUGGUUCUAGAUCUGUCACAACCAUUUGCCUGUCAAGAAAUCAUGUUAAUGAACCUUCACGAGAUUCUCAACAGUGCCCAAUCAACUUACAUGAGUACUACCAGUGCUGGAAUAAUUUUCGGGUGCAUCAUGCUGGUAUCUGCUAUUGUUUCAUCCUUGAUAGUAGAUAGAUUCGGAAGAAAAUUCUUACUUAUAACAUCUUCUAUUUCAACAGGAAUAUGUCUCGUUACUCUAGCAAUAUAUUUCCACAUGAAGCGGUCUGGACACAACUUGGAUUCUCUUAGUUGGAUACCCAUUGUAUCCGUGUUGGUUUAUGCGUUUGUUUAUAAAAUUGGAAUAGGCAUGGUACCAAUAGUAAUCACCUCAGAGAUUUUCACAACGAAGAUAAAAGCUUUGGGUAUGACUAUAUCUGACGGAGUUUAUGUUGUUGGAUCAAUAGCUUCACUGCAGAUGUUUUUCGCGCUGAAGAGCACGUUUGGAAUUCACGUUCCCUUCUAUUUAUUCACUUGUUGUGCCCUAGUAACGUCGUUAUUCACUAUAUUUUUAAUUCCUGAAACCAAAGGUAAGACUAUGGAGGAAAUUCAAACAAUUCUCAAGGGAGAGUAGCCAUCACCGAAGGGAGAAGAAUUGGAAAGUUUGAACAAGGAAAAUUCAUAUAAUAUGUAUCAGAUUGAAACAGUUCAAGUUUACUACGUUACGUUAAAUGAAGAUUUGAGCAUUCAUAUGCAGACAGAGUUGAAGUGAAUAUGAAGUUUGAAUAUUUUGAGUUGCCUUAUUCAUAGAGGUCGGUUAAAUUUCAAAUCAUAUUUGGAUUGAAAUAUUCUCCGAUAUUUGAAAUACUGUGACGUGAAAAUUAUAUUUCUGAUCACUGCGAAGUAUCGAUCUUACGGACAGAUAAAUACGUUGGUUUCAGAGUAUGCCCUCGAUAUCACUUCCAGACUCGGAAUCAGAUGUAUAUAUUUCUAUACAGAGACAGAGACUUUUCAAUAUGAACAGCGUAGGUCAAGAAUUGGAAAUAUAUUACAAUAAAAAUAAUGAAUUCAAUUCAUUUUCCCAUUUUUUUCCAUUCAAUAAAAUAUCAGUGUCUCUUUGGCGGAGGUUUUCAAGUUUUUGAUCGAUGGCAUCAAUAAUUACUUCGAAAACUUUGAAAAUCAUCCCGUUCAGAUGUGUUUUUCACUAAAAGUGAAUUUUCGCAAAAAAUUUUCAAAAAGUAUUCAUUUUGUUUGAAAUUGUGAAUUAAUUGAUGCUUUGAAGGAAGUUCAAAGAAGCUGUGUGUAAGGAAUAACGAUGUAAUCAACCAGGCUAGCGCAGAGAUUCGCAUUGUAUAGAAACCUUCAAUAAAGCAAAAAAUGGGCUACUGAA
Leptinotarsa decemlineata (Colorado potato beetle) is the source of this 2709-nucleotide messenger RNA. Its product is annotated as facilitated trehalose transporter Tret1. The record is from RefSeq and is a predicted model, not a curated record. Gene Ontology annotation, biological process: transmembrane transport. Lineage: Eukaryota; Metazoa; Arthropoda; Insecta; Coleoptera; Chrysomelidae. Gene Ontology annotation, cellular component: membrane. Gene Ontology annotation, molecular function: transmembrane transporter activity.